This is a messenger RNA of Cryptomeria japonica (Japanese cedar), 990 nucleotides long. RefSeq lists its product as uncharacterized. NCBI's taxonomy places the organism in Eukaryota, Viridiplantae, Streptophyta, Pinopsida, Cupressales, Cupressaceae. The record is from RefSeq and is a predicted model, not a curated record. The transcript is spliced from 3 exons. The coding region runs from base 1 to 990 and encodes 329 amino acids.
AUGGCUCAUAUGGAUUUAACCAGGAGAGAGAAGAUUUUGGGUGUAAUCUGCUGCGUUUUGUUUUUCCUUGUAUUGCUUUCCAAUAAGCCACUUUUCGAUCCAGUCAUCUCCAAUGUCUUCACAUUUCAAGGAAAGCUGAAGGAUCACAAUACAGACGAGCUGACAUUAGCUCUGAGCAGGGCUUCCAUGCCCAACAGGACUGUGAUAAUAACCACAGUGAACACAGCAUGGAUGGAGCCAGGCGGAAUUUUCGAGUUGUUUAUGAGGAGCUUUGAAAUCGGGGAAGGAACUCGACCACUGCUCAACAAUCUGCUGGUUGUUGCCCAUGAUGAAAAGGCAUUCAAUGCCUGCACACAAAUCCAUCCUCACUGCUAUCGAUUGAAGACUCCAGGAGUUGAUUUCUCAGGGGAGAGCUUCUACAUGACAGGGGAUUACUUGAAGAUGACGAGGUCUAAAAUCCUCUUGCUCACCAAUGUGCUACGCAGAGGCUACCAUUUUCUUUUCUCUGAUUCAGAUAUACUGUGGUUUAGAAACCCAUUUCAGAGAUUCUCAACAGAUUCAGAUUUCGAAAUGUCAACUGAUAGAUAUUUUGGUGAUCCUGAGGAAAUGAGAAAUUGGGAGAAUACAGGAUUCAUGAUGUUCCGUUCGAACAAUAGGACUGUUGAGAUGAUGGAGAUGUGGAACAAUGCUACAUAUACUAGGCCUUCCUUGAAUGACCAAGAUGUCUGGAAUGAUAUAAAAUUGUCUGAGAACAUUACUCAAUUGGGUCUGAGAGUGCGCUUCCUGGACACACAGUAUUUUAGUGGGUUUUGUGAAUCUGGCACAGAUCUAGGUGUAGUGUGCACCAUGCAUGCAAAUUGUUGUAAAGGAUCCAAGGCCAAGAUUCAUGAUUUGACAGAAGCUCUUGAAGAUUGGACCUCUUUUCAAUCCAGUGGAUUGAAUAGCACAAAUGUGCAUUGGAGAGUUAGGGAGGAAUGCAUACAUUCUUGA